This is a messenger RNA of Racocetra fulgida, 1599 nucleotides long. NCBI's taxonomy places the organism in Eukaryota, Fungi, Glomeromycota, Glomeromycetes, Diversisporales, Gigasporaceae. The record is from the annotation of a GenBank genome assembly.
AUGUCUGAUACAAACACUCAAGAAAAUAAACAACGAGGUUUAAAACAAGAUGAUUUUCGAAAGUUGCUACAAACUCCAAGGCCUGGAGACGCCUCGUCUAAAGGAGUUCUCGGCAUGGCAACCCCUAGGCAGAGGAUGUCUCCAGCAACGCCACCCGAAGUUUCGGACGUGGAUACUAAUGAUAAUAAAUAUCGUGAUCGUGCGGCCGAACGUCGAAAAGGUGCUAAUCCUGAUUAUCAAGAGACGGAGCAAAUACUUAAAGCCCUUAAUAAUAGUGAAACUUUAGAAGCGAAACUGAUUUAUGAACAAUCUAAAUAUCUUGGUGGUGAUACUGAACAUACACAUUUAGUUAAAGGUUUAGAUUAUGCAUUGCUUGCUAAAGUCCGUAAUGAAAUUACUAAAGAGGAAGGUAUUAAUGACAAAGUGGAAAAAGAUGAUGAUAUUGCAUUGGAAAGGAUUAAAGAAGAAAUGCAAGAGACUCCUAAAAUUAAUAGUCGGCUUGCCCAGAACAUAUAUGAUUUCACUAUGAUAGAGAUCAAAAAAAAGGCCCCUAAAGUAAAUGAAUUAUUUGUGGCGGGGAGGAUGGCUUACAUAUUUGAACUUGCUGAUGAGAUGGGCGGAUAUGGGGAUCCUUUCGCCAUUCCGACAACUGUUAUUCGUAGUAAGGCUGAUGUAAGUGAUUCUGCGGGUGUUGAUAAAUCUACAAAUGAUCUUGUCAUAGAAAAAAUUUCUCGAGUAAUGGCUUAUAUGCGUAAAGGUGAUCGAGCUAGUGGUGUAGAUGUCAAAGAUAAAAAGCUUAAGAAAAGGCUUAGAGAGAAACAACCUGCGGAAGUUACAAUGGUGAAACUUGCUGCUAUUGACGAUUCCGAAGAUAUAUUCGCUGAUGCAGGAAGAGAUUAUAAAGUUAUGAUCGAAAAUGAUAAUGCUGUAGAUAAAAAAGAUGUUACACCGUUACCCGCAGAUUCCUCAACUAGCACUAAUGUUGAAAAGACCAAGGAUUAUUUUAGUGCAAAUUCACAGGAAGUAGAGGGUGAAUCGAUGGAGAUUGACAAACCUCAAGAAAAUCAAACUUUAAAAACUUUAAUACAUCAAGCAGCGGCGGCAAACGGUGUCAAAAAUAUAGAUGAGACAUUAACUACUGAACUUGGUACUGAUAAUUAUAAAUCUUCAAAACGAGAUGGUAUUAAAAAGAGGUUAUUUGGGCAAGAUAGCUACGAAGGAGACUAUUCAACAUAUGGACUUGGAGUUAGUAGUUUAACAGGUACACGAGAAAGUGCUUACGAUUCUGGGCAUUCAGAUUCAGAUUCAGAUGGCACUGGCGUUGAGCAUACAAUCCGAGAUCAAGGGGUUACCAAGAAUAAAAAGGCCCAAUUAUCAAGGUGGGAUUUUGACACCGAAGAAGAGUGGCAAGCUUAUAAGGACAAUGUAACUGCGAUGCCAAAAUCGGCGUUACAAUUUGGGGUUAAAACAGGUGAUGGUCGUAAAACUCGAAGAAGUGGUAGGGAGUUGACAGAAAAGCAAAAAUUGGAUAGAGAUUGGCAAAAAAUUAGUAGAAUAAUGGAGCAAAAAUAUGGAACUGAAGAAGGUGGUGAAGAAGGA